Molecule: messenger RNA, 2062 nt
Organism: Fomitopsis serialis
Lineage: Eukaryota; Fungi; Basidiomycota; Agaricomycetes; Polyporales; Fomitopsidaceae
Exons: 3
Coding region: 129-1868 (579 amino acids)
Molecular function (GO): protein binding
Source: RefSeq, a predicted model, not a curated record
AGUGAACCUUGCGCAUCCGGGCCGCCCGUCUCGAGCCACCAAGCCUUCGGAUUCACUGAGUGGCGCCACUGCCUGCUCAUUGACCUCGUACCACUCUUUGUCUCAACGUGAUCAUACUGCUGAUCGUCAUGGGGAUAUCCCGACAUUCAGAAAUCGACAAUGACGUGUUGCCAGUCGCGCAGCUACAAGAUCUUCGAAUAGCUGAAGCCUCGUCGUCGCAGUUAAUUGAGGCCUUAGCCUGGAAGAUGCAGCAGGGUGAAUCUAUGAGUCCCAUGCAUUCGCUCAUUCUUGAUCCCACGAUGCAGUUGCAACAUAUCGAACACACUUUUCUCUCUGCGUCGCAGGCAGCCCGAACCGCUCUCAAUGCGGCAUCCCCUAUUCAUCGUCUGCCCGCGGAGAUGUUGACAGCAAUAUUUCUCUUCGUACCCAAGAAACAUGAGGAUUGGCGCGGACGCAGGGAUCUUUUCCUAUACAUAUUGAAGUUGGCCCACGUUUGUCGACACUGGCGGGCAGUCGCCACUGGCAUCCCGCGCCUUUGGACCCAUAUCAGCCAGACGCUUCCCUAUCCAGCGCAGGCUAUGCUGGUUGAACGGUCCGGCAACGCACCAUUGACCAUCGGUUUGCGAGGGAAGUUGCCGAACGCACUCUUGGCUUCGUUGCUUCAGCACCAGCCUGAGCAUCAUCGCGUUGUCGACGUACGUUGGGACGAUGUCAAUCUUGCGGAUGCAGCCCCGCAUCUUACGCCUGCUUCGUCGCUUGAGACGUUAACACUUGCGGGAGACGAUCCGAUUGCUUCCUUUCGACGGGGCUUCCAAAACGUGCCGCCAAUCACUUUGUUUGAUCACGGCCAAUCGACAUCGCUGCGCGUUCUAUUCCUCAAGGACGUGGACCUCCUCCCAGCGGACCGGUUUCCAAACCUGACGUCCCUCUGUAUACAAGGUCUCAACAUCUUGUAUUUUCCUGCCAAAACACCGCUGGUACGCUUGCUCAUCAGCACGCCACAUCUCGUCAACCUUAUGCUCAUCUCUACGGCGCCUCGCAUAGUGCACGGUAGUACCGGACUAUGGCAGAACAGAUUACCCGCUGGCACACGCGCAAACCUCCCCGCUCUCCGUAGAUGCGUCUUCCGUGGUCUCAAUCAAUGGGAGAUCAACUACUUCCUGUUGCUCAUGCCGCUUAGCCCUGCGGUGGCCAUCAGUAUUGGGGGUGUAUUGGGAGGCUUCCGUCUUCUCAGAGAGAUCGUCCCGAAUUUGCCACUGCUGCCGCAGAUGACCAAAUUCGCAACACGCAGCGUGGCCUACAAGGUUGUAGAGGUCAUAGCCACCGGACCAGUAUCCGGGAUUCGGAUCGAAAUUGAGGACGACCCAGACAGCCACAAAGUUCCCUUGUGGCAUGUUUCGCUCCGUGGGGUCAUGGAGAGGUUUCCCUGCGAACAAAUACAAGAGCUGUGGCUCAUGUAUUGGCCGAUCCCAGGGUUACGCACGCUAGAGUGGUUCCUCGAGUGCAUGACAAACGUGGAGGCUUUGACGGUUGCGGACAAGUACCUGCGAAUGUGCAUUGAGGCCUUGGCUUCAAGGUCAGGUUCGGGGACGCUGGCCUGCGGUCGUCUGCGCAACUUGCGGAUCAUACUGGGCGAAUACGACGCGAAGUCUGCCUUAGGCCUGCUCGCCCCAUACGCAUCCCUUCUCAACGGCGUUGAUAUAAUCCUUUCUUGCGUUCCGGCCCCAGCACCGGGACGGGAAACGGGAAACACCGACCUGGAGGAGCUUUUCACAACAAUAACAUAUCAGUACCUGCCCGAGCGGCCAAGGAUAGAGAUCCCUGCAAUCUGCGAAGCCGACUUCAUGGGUUGGUCAGCAUGGGCCUGACCUUAUGCCACGGAGAAGCACUAGGGAUAGGCACAAAGUGUCCGAGCCAGUAGUACUUGCAGACAACUUGAACAACUCGGACGUGUCAGCCAUCCUUACUUACUUGAUGCUAGUGCCAAUAUUUCCCUGCCGAAUGUAUUGAACGAGUAUCAUAUCAACUUCUGCCUGCUCGCUGAUAUGCCAUGACAACAGAC